AUGACAAGAUCUUGUCUCUCGGCCGCUCCUCGCAACACUCUUGUAUGCCCAUCAUGCUCACGGUCAUUCGGAGCAACAGCGUCUCAGUCCGCCGGGCAUAAUAAAUGGUCCAAGACGAAGCAUAUCAAAGCCGUCACCGACAAGAAGAAAAUGUCUGAACGAGUCUCAUUCACGAAGCUCAUCACCAUGUACUCCAAGAUGUAUGGGGAAGACAUCAGAUUCAAUCCACAGCUCGCAAACGCAGUUGCGGCAGCGACAAAAGCAAGCGUGCCAAAGGCGUUGAUCGAGGGCGCCAUUGCACGAGGCCAGGGUCGCUCUACAACCGGCGCACAGCUCGAGCCCAUGACGUUGGAGAUCCUUAUGCCCCCAAACAUUGCUCUGGUUGCCGACAUUGAAACGGACAACAAGACGCGCAGCUUACACGACCUCAAGUUCGUAGUCAAAAAGGCCGGCGGACUGGUGGGAUCGACGGCAUUCUACUUCUCAAGACGCGGGCGAGCCGUGUUCAAACCCAGGGACGACGGCCCUUCCUUAUCAGAUGUGCUGGAAGAGGCAGUCGAGCACGAAGGCACCGAAGACGUCGAAGAGGACGCUGAUGGCAACUACGUGAUCUGGACGGAGCCAUCCAAGCUCAUGGCCAUCACCGAGGCCAUUUCCAAGCGCUUUGAGCUCGAGGUGGUCGAGUCCGAGAUCAUGUGGGCCGCGAAUGAAGACACCAAGGCCGAUGUCGACUCGCCUGAGCUGGUGGAAAGCUUAAACGUCUUGCUCUCCGGUCUGCGAGAGUACACUGAAGUCAGGGCACUCUUCGCCAACAUUCGUCAGGGAGCCAUCACGGACGAGGAAUGGGACAAGCUGGAGAGGCACAUAGAUAUAUAG
Molecule: messenger RNA, 876 nt
Organism: Trichoderma citrinoviride
Lineage: Eukaryota; Fungi; Ascomycota; Sordariomycetes; Hypocreales; Hypocreaceae
Product: YebC-like protein
Exons: 3
Coding region: 1-876 (291 amino acids)
Cellular component (GO): mitochondrion
Source: RefSeq, a predicted model, not a curated record